AUGGGCCUCCCGACCACGCGCGUGAGCGAGAAGGACGCCGCCGAUGACGCCGCCACCGCCGCCCCAGCCGUUGCCGACGUUCGCCGCAAGUCUCUGCUGCAAUCCCUUGUCUCAUCCAGCUCCCCGCCGUCGCUGUUGCCCGAGCACGACUGGCUCCUCGGCGUCCGCGGCUUCCUCGUUAUCCAGUCCUUCGUCUGGGUCUUCCUGACCGUCUUCGCGCCGGCCACGGUCAAGGGCGCUGCCAACACCGAUGGCCCGCUCUACCAAAUCAUUCUCCGCAAGGUCUUCUCCGUGCUCUUCUGGAACGAGUCUCUCAUCUACUCGUUUAUCGUCCUGCUCUCGGCGCGGACCAUCUGUCUCCCGUUCCUGGUGGAGUCGACUCGCCAGAUGGUCGCCAGCCAGGUGUUCCGCCGCGGCAUCCGCCUCUGGAUACCCACCGCCGUGGCUUUCGGGCUCUCGACAGUCGUCCUCAACCAGAUCGGGCUCGGCUACAUCGAUGAUUUCAAGACCCGCACCGGCAACGUGACGAUUGAGACGCCGGAGCGGAUUCAGAACUUCCUCAACUGGUUCAACUCCAUGUUCGAGAUCUUCUGGGUGAACAAGAACUACGCGACGCAGAUGGGCAGCCUGGCCUUUCCGUCACAGACGCUCUUCACCGUCAGCAUCGUCUUCGUGCAGAGCUACACGGUGUACAUGACGAUGGUCUGCAUCCCGUACACGCGCAACUCGUGGCGCGUCAAGGCGUUUUUGUUCUUCAUCGCGACGGCGUGGUGGGUGCAGUCGUGGGCGUGGUACUCGGUCACGGGCGUGCUGCUCGCCGACGUGGUCAUGAACAUGGACUUCAAGGCGAAGGCGCUGCGCGGCAUCCCGCUGCGCGUGCCGGGCAUCGGGCCCAUGCGCUGCCCGUCGUAUAUUGCAUAUGCCGCGCUGCUGAUCGCAGGGCUCGUGAUGGAGUACCUGUGGACCGCUUGGCGACCGCAGUACGAGAACGCCGAGCUGAAGGGCCACACGGGCCUGUACAACGCGGGAUCGCUCAAUGACGGACUGGACCUGACGCAGCCGCUGGCGCGCGACGACAACUACCUGGUGAUCGUGGGCUUCAUGCUCAUGCUGGAGACGUCGGACGUGCUGCAGUGGAUUUUCAAGAACCCGCUGUUCACGUACCUGGGGCGUCGCUCUUUCAGCUACUUCCUCAUCCAGGCGACGGUCAUCUACACCGCUGGCAUCAAGCUGUUUCUCCACCUGCGGAUCGACAAGAACUGGCCGGAAGGCGCAAGUAACAUUGUGUGCUUGGCGGUGUGCCUGGUCACGGUGGUGCCGGGAGCGGAGCUUUUCUACCGGGUGGUCGACUACCCGAGCCAGGUGCUGGCGCGGGUGGCAUGGGACUUCAUGACAGAGUAG
This is a messenger RNA of Diplodia corticola, 1401 nucleotides long. RefSeq lists its product as uncharacterized. Bases 1 to 1401 code for a protein of 466 amino acids. NCBI's taxonomy places the organism in Eukaryota, Fungi, Ascomycota, Dothideomycetes, Botryosphaeriales, Botryosphaeriaceae. The transcript has 2 exons. The record is from RefSeq and is a predicted model, not a curated record.